Pollicipes pollicipes is the source of this 1321-nucleotide messenger RNA. It is a transcript of the gene Taf2, whose product is annotated as TATA-box binding protein associated factor 2. The record is from RefSeq and is a predicted model, not a curated record. Gene Ontology annotation, molecular function: RNA polymerase II general transcription initiation factor activity; transcription cis-regulatory region binding; chromatin binding. Lineage: Eukaryota; Metazoa; Arthropoda; Thecostraca; Pollicipedomorpha; Pollicipedidae. Gene Ontology annotation, cellular component: transcription factor TFIID complex. Gene Ontology annotation, biological process: transcription initiation at RNA polymerase II promoter.
CGACAUAAGAUCAACUCCACCCAGACAAGAUGCAGCAGCCAGUUGGUCCAGUGGAUUCAGUUCGUCCAUACAAACUAGCCCACCAGAUUCUUAGCUUGACAGGCAUCAACCUGCAGAGGCAGAGCAUCAUUGGCUUUGUGGAGCUGACAAUAGCACUCCAGACAGACUACUUGCGCCAGGUCAAGCUCAACUGCAAGCAGUGCCGAGUCUAUCGCGUCACCCUGAAUGAUGACUUGGAGACCAGCUUCAGUUAUUGUGAUCCCACACAGGACAUCAUGCAGGGCAGCUCCAACCGCGACCUCGAGUCGUUCGCCGAGGCGCACCAAGCGGCCGUCAACUCGACCGACCCCGAGUACGGCCGCGGCGAGCUGGUGGUCGACAUCCCGGUGGAGGCGCAGGACCUGGUGCAGGACGGCCAGAUGCUGCGCAUCGGCGUCGAGUUUAGCCUCGAGACGCCUACGGCCGGCGUACACUUCGUGCUGCCGGAGGGCGAGGGCACGUUGGCCGAACGCGGCGCACACAUGUUCACCUACGGCUUCGAGAACUCGUCGCGGCUGUGGUUCCCGUGCAUCGACAGCUUCUGCGACCUGUGCACGUGGAAGCUGGAGCUGACGGUGGACGAGAGCAUGACGGCCGUGUCGUGCGGCGACCUGAUCGAGACAGUGUACACGCCGGACAUGCGCCGUCGCACCUUCCACUACCAUCUGGCGCUGCCCACCGCCGCGCCCAACAUCGCGCUCGCUGUCGGGCCGUUCGAGAUAUUCGUUGACCCGCACAUGAACGAGAUCACCCACUUCUGUUUGCCGCACCUGCUGCCCCAGCUCAAGCAGACGGCCAGGUUCAUGCACACCACCUUCGAGUUCUUCGAGGAAGUGCUCGCCAACAGGUUUCCCUACUCGUGCUACAAGCAGGUGUUUGUAGACGAGGCAUACGAGGACGUCUCGUCGUACUCCACGAUGAGCAUCCUCAGCGUGAACCUGCUGUGCCCGUCGCAGGUCAUCGAGCAGGUGUACGUGACGCGACGCUGCUUGGCGCUGGCACUGGCCCGCCAGUUCUUCUCCUGUUUCAUCUCCCUCACCGGCUGGAGCGACGCCUGGCUCACGUUGGGCAUCAGCCACUACCUCACCGGCCUCUACGUCAAGAAGUUCUUCGGCAUGAACGACCACCGCGACUGGAUGUACUCGGAGAUGCAGGAGGUGAUCCAGUACGAGCAACGGUACGGCCCCAUCGUGCUGGACAACAGCGGCACGCCGCCCACCGGCAGCCACGCGGCGCCCACCUUCCAUCCGCUGCACUCGCAGAAGGAGUUCUACUUCCCGCU